Messenger RNA from Caenorhabditis briggsae, 696 nucleotides. Lineage: Eukaryota; Metazoa; Nematoda; Chromadorea; Rhabditida; Rhabditidae. The transcript is spliced from 6 exons. The coding region runs from base 1 to 696 and encodes 231 amino acids. The record is from RefSeq and is a predicted model, not a curated record.
AUGGACGGACCAGAUGAAAUUGAUUCAUUAAUGCAAUCUUCAUAUACUAUGAUGAUGUUGACAAAACAGGGUGAAGUCCAUUUGGAUAACAUGCUCAGCAGAGCCCAUCGGGUUGCUACUCAGAUCUCAUCAAUGUACAAAUACGAAAAACUUCUCCAAGAUAUGCAAGAUUUGACUGUCAAUGGUAGCAGACGCAGACUUAUACUCAAUGAUUUGCAAAGAGAGAAUAAACAAAUCAUGGCUUUACAAGACGAAAAUCGACAUCUUCGGGAAACUACAGAAGAAUAUUUAUCAACUAUUCGAGAUAUUUUGGAAUCACAUUCCGAACUAGAAAACUCGAUUGAAAUGCAACAUCAAAACAAAGAGAUCGACAACAUUGAUAAUAUUAUCUUUGAACUAGCCGAUACAAAUCUAGAGACCCGACUGAAAGCGAAAGCACUGAAAAUGCAAGAGAUGAUGGAUGAUUUGGACAAGGUGCGAAGAACGGAAUGUCAAGAAUUACAGUUGGCCGUACAGUCUAACAAAAAUUAUAAAGAACUGUUCAAGAUGGCUUGUUUUUCGAAUCCAUCGGCUGUCGCUGUUCUGAAAAAUGCCUUGAAGAUGGUGGAAAAUGAUAUCUUGGACGAAGCCAGCGAGCAGAUUAACAAUCUUCCCGAAAAUGAGAAUAUGAAUGAUACGAUAAUUCAGAAACCAUAA